AACGUAAAACUUAAAAUUACUUUGUUCGAAAAUAAUCGCAGUAGAUGUAUAGUUGUAAAUUGGCUGGCUAUCGUGAUGGUUUGAAAAUUCUCUUCCUCGUUGGUUAUUUAUUGUAAAACCAAAACGUUCAAAUACACAAAUAUGACUGGCGUUCCUGAAGGUGAUAAGAGUGACAAAUAUGAUUGCAUUAUAGUCUAUUGUGAAAAAGAUGAAGAUAGAGCUAAAGACAUACAAAAUGAAUUGCUAAAAAUUGAACUAAAUGAUAAAAAACCUCUCAAUAUUGAACUGGAGGAAUAUGUUGGUGGUACAUCAUUUAAACGACCUGAACAUUUACAAAAACUUAAAGACAAGGCGUUAUUCAUUUGUGUUUUAAUUUCAGACAAAAUAACUGACAUUACUAAACAUGAAUAUCAUGAACUCUUAAAUGACAACCAUGGUGGGAUACUGCCAAUCCUCUUGCAUUGUCAUUGUAUGAUUUCUGGUUUCCAAAGUCUUAAUUAUAUUGAUUGGACUAACAAACAUAAACUAGACAAAUUUAAAAACAUUGUCAACAGGAAAAGGAAGGGAGACUAAAAUUACUCAGGAAGUACAAAAUGAAUUGAAUAGGUUAAAUUUCAAAUUAGUUUUCUGUUAAAAUUAAGGCAAUUUAUAGAAUGGCAAAAAUUAAACUACUCUGGUGAAUAUAGUUCUAUAUUUAAGAGAUGAGGAAUUAUGUACAUUAUUUACAUUUGACAGAUAUUUGUCCUCAUCUUUGUUGCUAACACAAUGUUUCAGCUGAUAUACCUUCCAGCCUUCUUCAGGUACC
Molecule: messenger RNA, 805 nt
Organism: Octopus sinensis (East Asian common octopus)
Lineage: Eukaryota; Metazoa; Mollusca; Cephalopoda; Octopoda; Octopodidae
Exons: 2
Coding region: 142-573 (143 amino acids)
Source: RefSeq, a predicted model, not a curated record